Messenger RNA from Phacochoerus africanus (Common warthog), 1252 nucleotides. RefSeq names its product progestin and adipoQ receptor family member 5 (gene PAQR5). Gene Ontology annotation, cellular component: membrane. Bases 203 to 1243 code for a protein of 346 amino acids. The record is from RefSeq and is a predicted model, not a curated record. Gene Ontology annotation, molecular function: signaling receptor activity. Lineage: Eukaryota; Metazoa; Chordata; Mammalia; Artiodactyla; Suidae. The transcript has 8 exons.
GCCAGGAGGAGAGUCGGUGGUCUUCCCCCGCUUGCGCCGCGUUUCCGCGCCCUUUCGGCUGGACACCCGGGACCCUAGUAAUUCAGAGAAGCAGCUUGGACACCCACUGGCCAGAGGCCCCCAGAGCCAUGGCAGAACUUUGAGUGAGGCCUGGUGACUGGCACCCAUUGUUGCCCUCCAGCCUUCCCAGUCCAGCUUCAAGAUGCUGAGCCUGAAGCUGCCCAGGCUGUUCAGCAUAGAACAGAUGCCCCAGGUGUUCCACGAGCAGGGCAUUCUCUUCGGCUACCGACAUCCACAGAGUUCCGCCACCGCCUGUGUCCUCAGUCUUUUCCAGAUGACCAAUGAGACCCUCAACAUCUGGACGCACUUGCUGCCCUUCUGGUUCUUCAUGUGGAGGUUUGUGAGCACCCUGCGUGUGACGGACAUCCUGAAUGACAGCUACUCCUGGCCUCUGCUCGUGUACAUGGGUGCCAGCUGCGUGUACCCCCUUGCAUCCAGCUGUGCACACACCUUCAGCUCCAUGUCCAAGAACGCCCGGCACAUCUGCUACUUCCUGGACUAUGGAGCUGUCAACCUCUUCAGCCUGGCCAGCGCUGAGUCCCGCUUCCUGCCCAAGGCCGGUUUUUCUUCCCCAGGCUCGGCCAUCGCCUACUCUGCGUAUGUGUUCCCAGACACGCUGGUGUGCACCACCUUUCACGACUACUACGUGGCCCUGGCCGUGCUGAACACCGUCGUCAGCACUGGCCUCUCCUGCUACUCCAGGUUUCUUGAGAUCCGGAAGCCCGGGCUCUGUAAGAUCCUUCGUGUCUUGGCCUUUGCUUAUCCAUAUACCUGGGACUCCCUCCCCAUCUUCUCCAGGCUGUUCUUCUUCCCUGGGGAGAGUGCGCACAACGAAGCCACCAUGUACCACCAGAAGCACAUGGCCAUGACCCUCCUGGCCUCUUUCUUCUACUCUGCACAUCUGCCAGAGCGCCUGGCCCCUGGACGCUUUGACUACAUCGGUCACAGUCACCAGCUGUUUCAUGUGUGUGUGAUCCUGGCCACACACAUGCAGAUGGAAGCCAUACUUCUGGACAAGUCUCUGAGGAAGGAAUGGCUCCUGGCCAACUGCAAGCCUCUGUUGUUCCCUCAGAUAGCCGGAGCCAUACUUCUGUGCCUCAUCUUCAGCCUCAGCAACAUAAUUUAUUUCUCAGCUGCUCUGUAUCGGAUUCCCGAGCCAGAAUUACAUAAAAAAGAAACAUGAUUCAGACCA